AUGAGCUUCGAACCCGAGCCCUCCUUUGUCAUCGAACUCCUAAACUAUGCCGAUGACAAAUUUUCUGAACCAAGGCGUGGCUUCUACCCAACCCCACUACAUAUUCAGGUAUGGUUUAAGCACCCGUCGAUAGCCUCACUCGACCAUACUUAUGAGAUCGUGGCUGGUCCUGGAGCCAAUAUCAGUGAUUGGACUCACAGAGAAGUGAUACCGUUGGAUAUUCAGAGGGAUGAAGAAUAUCACUAUGUCAUCACUAAAAUUGGGGGUGGAUUUGCUGUCACUUCGCAAGGAAAACUUCUCGUGGCUUGGCAGUAAGUUUUGUUCAGGCAGAUCAAGUCUAAGCGUUUGCAGGCUGCAAGAGACAUCUUAUACGAUAAACUGUAGUUUAUGUAAUUUUGAGAGUUGUAAAGAAAGUUCUUGCUAUUUUUUGCCUUGUAAAGAAAGAUCUUGCCAUUUUUUGUUUUGUAAAGAAAGUUCUUGCCAUUUUCUGUUUUUUAAAGAAAAUUCUUGCCAUUUUUUGAAUCGUAAAGAAAGUUCUUGCCAUUUUUUGAUUUGUAAAGAAAGUUCUUGCCACUUAUAUAUCAAAAAAGGUCGUUUUGCCUAACGCAGCCUGCGGUGGACAAGUUUUACUAUAAAAAAAGUUUCAAGCUUUGUAAAGAAAGUUCUUGCAGUUUUCUAACAGAGUUUGACUGUAAACUGUAAACUGUAAACUGCCAUUUUUUGGCUUGUAAAGGAAGUUUUUGCCAUUUUUAGUUUUGAAACAAAGUUCUUGCCAUUUUUUGUAAAUUUUGUCAAACCUUCAUAACAUGUUACUUCAGAUCCGCCCAUGCAGUCGGCUGUACCAACCUAGUCUACGUAACUGAUACCCACUUGACUAGUGUAAGUAUGGACACUGGAGAGACAUGUAGACCACUGCUGACCGAAAUCAGUGGAGAAAAGACAACAGCACCAGCUACAACCACCAAAGCUAAGUCGGCCACAUCGACUUCGGGCACCACUGAUAAUCCACCAGUACUGGUCACUAGUACUGGCGCUUUACCCAACUAA
Messenger RNA from Bursaphelenchus okinawaensis, 1047 nucleotides. NCBI's taxonomy places the organism in Eukaryota, Metazoa, Nematoda, Chromadorea, Rhabditida, Aphelenchoididae. The record is from the annotation of a GenBank genome assembly.